Messenger RNA from Aspergillus wentii DTO 134E9, 2295 nucleotides. Its product is annotated as HET domain-containing protein. Lineage: Eukaryota; Fungi; Ascomycota; Eurotiomycetes; Eurotiales; Aspergillaceae. The record is from RefSeq and is a predicted model, not a curated record. The transcript is spliced from 2 exons. The coding region runs from base 1 to 2295 and encodes 764 amino acids.
AUGUCUUCAACUCAUGAGCAAGUCUCCAACGUAACUAUUCGCUCUUUCACUUAUUCAAAGCUUCCACCAGAGUCCUAUACUACGCGAAUGAUUCGCCUUUUGCCGGAAAGUGAUAAGAGCGCCCCGAUCAAGUGCGAGCUUCUCAACUAUGAUUUUUCAAAAAUAGGCGGCGGGGAACACCUUUAUGAGGCACUUUCCUAUGUUUGGGGGAAUCCAGACACAACUCAUUCAAUCAUCCUGAACGGCUGUACGCUUCACAUCACUGAGAGCCUCCAUACUGCAUUGUUGUAUCUCCGAACCAGUCAGUUGGAAAGAAUACUGUGGGUUGAUGCAAUAAGCAUAAACCAGAAUGAUACAGUUGAAAAAAACAGGCAAAUUCCACUUAUGCGCAUGAUCUAUGCGCAAGCCAGACGUGUCAUUGUCUGGCUGGGAGAGGUCCUGGAGGACAGUGACAACGCGCUUGAAGUUAUCAGUCAUCUUGGAAGAGAACAGAACAUACUGUCAUGUGAAAGAAUAGAAAAAGAAAACCAUGAUGCAUGUCAGAGGUUGUUGCAACGGAACUGGUUUGGCCGUAUCUGGGUACUACAAGAAGUUGGGGUUGCCCAGUGCAUUUCUGUUAUGUAUGGCUCUGUUCAGAUCAAUGGACAUAUUUUCUGUGAAGGCCUCAGUAAAUUGAGGGCCCCUCUGCCAAGCUAUAUCCAACCAGUCCUUUAUCUUAUAAGGGGUGCGCUUUUUCGACCAAGAUACGAAAUUGAUUCAUAUGGAACACUUGCCAUAGGGGAGCUGCUUGAUAUGUACCGCAAUCAUAAUGCCACUAGGCUGCAUGAUAAAGUUUAUGCAUUGCUAGGGUUGAGUGUUGAGAAUGCUGAUAAAGCUAGUUUGAAACCAAACUAUGAUCUUCAAUGGAAUGAUGUCUUCAAGCAGGUCAUUAUGCAUGUAUUUCCAAGUUCAUGCUCCGUGGAGACGUGGCCUGAGGCAGCAGUCGCUGUGAUCAAAGGAAAAGGAUGGGUUCUAGGUUAUGUUGAUUCUGUUGAAGAGGCUACUUCCAAGUAUAGCUGUCAAAAGGUCAAUGUCAUCUAUAACGAUACGGCUCGAUCACUAAAUUGUGAACAUAAUUGGGGCACUGAGUGGACACUGCAAGCUUCUGCAGAGCCAGUUCAAAAAGGUAAUAUUAUCUGUCUUUUACAAGCAGCUUUAGAUCCUAUCAUUAUCAAGCUUUGCAACGACCGCUUUGCUGUUGUUGUGAGUACAGCAAUACUUCGGCCAGACAGAAAUAUGGGAAGCUGUGAUGUGGCUCCUGCUCAAAAAGAUUUUCCUAUACAAGGGUCCAUUUAUGAUUUUUAUAUGACCUGGGAAAUAUCCUUGGCUGAUAGGGAAAGCAACAGUGGACUGAAAGAUCAAAAUGGGCUCGGGUCUGUGGCACCACAGUACAAAGAGAAGAAUUGUGAAAAGGCAAAGAGACUCCAUGCUGUAUCAUUCAUCAUAGAUGAUAUUAUAAUACAGAUGCUGGAGAAAGACAAUACUGGAAACCACAUACGAUAUCUACUUCUACAUCGGGGAGAAAGCCUACCAGUCUCUGAAGAUGUGGUUAAAGCUGCUGCGGCAAAUGGAGGAUCAAUUGGAUAUGAGAUCAUGCAGCUGCUCCUGGAGCAUCAGGGAGAAAGCCCACUAGUCUCUAAAGAUGUGGUCAAGGCUGCAGCAGCAAAUGGAGGAUCUAAUGGACAUAAGAUUAUACAGCUACUCCUGGAGCAUUGGGGAGAAAGCCUACCAAUCUCUAAAGAUAUAGUUAAGGCUACUGCAAUAAAUAGAAAAAAGGGAUAUAAGAUCAUGCAGCUGCUCCUAGAGCAGUGGGGAGAGAACCUACCAGUCUCUGAAGAUGUGGUUAAGGCUGCUGCGGCAAAUGGAUAUAAUGGACAUGAGAUCAUGCAGCUGCUCCUGGAGUAUUGGGGAGAAAGCCUACCAGUCCCUGAAGAUGUGGUUAAGGCCGCAGCGUCAAAUCGAUAUCGACAUGAGAUCAUGCAGCUGCUCCUGGAGCAUCGGGGAGAAAGCCUACCAGUCUCUGAAGAUGUAGUUAAGGCAGCAGCAGCAAAUGAAGGAUAUUAUGGACAUGAGAUUAUGCAGCUACUCUUAGAGCAUUGGGGAGAGAACCUACUAAUCUCUGAAGAUGUGGUUAAGGCUGCUAUAACAAAUAGAAAAAAGGGAUAUAAGAUCAUGCAGCUGCUCCUGGAGCAUCGGGGAGAGAACCUACCAGUCUCUGAAGGCAACGUGGACAUUAGAUCAUGCAGCGGCUCCUAG